UUCGACGACGCGACCUUGUGUUCAGUGUUUCUCAUCUCAACACAACACAACACAACACACACACCAAACACCGCAUCCAUCCAACACGUCCACUGCCACUGCACCAACCACGCAUCAUGUCGAAGUUCAUGGAGCUGGCUGACGCGCCCACCAAGGAGAAGGAGCUGUACCAGCCCUCGAACCAUGCGCGCAAGGGCGCACACGUGGCAUCUCUCGCCGAGUAUGAGAAGAUGUACCGCGAGAGCAUCGAGAACCCGGAGGCGUUCUGGACGAGGAUUGCAGAGCAGUUCCACUGGGAGAAGAAGUGGGACGAGUUUCACAGCUGGAACUACGACCGUGAGCAAGGCCCCGUCAAGAUCUCCUGGUUCAAAGGCGGCCUGACGAACAUCUGCUACAAUGUGCUUGACCGGCACGUGGAGGCUGGCCGUGGCGACCGCGUUGCCUUCUUCUGGGAGGGCAACGAAGUGGCUGACCAAGCGACGGUGACAUAUGCGCAGCUGCUGGACCGCGUCAAGCGCACGGCCAACGUCCUCAAGUCCCUCGGGGUGAAGAAGAGCGACACGGUGGCCAUCUACCAGCCAAUGAUCGUCGACCUCGUCGUCGCCAUGCUCGCAUGCGCACGCAUCGGCGCCGUGCACUCCAUCGUCUUUGGCGGGUUCAGUGCCGAGGCGCUGGCUGAUCGUAUCAUCGACGCAAAGUCAAACGUCGUCUUCACAGCCGACGGGUCGUUCCGCGGGUCGAAGUUUGUUGACCUCAAAUCCCUCACGGACGAGGCCCUCGCCAUCUGCUCCAAGCGCGGGUUUUCGGUUGAGCACUGCAUUGUGUCGCGCAACGUGCGGGAGAAGCGCCCGACGGAGAUGCAGUGGCACAACGGCCGCGACAAGUGGUUUGACGAACUGGAGGCACAGGCCUCUGCAGAUUGCGCGCCGGAGUGGGUGGACGCCGAGCACGAGCUCUUCCUCCUCUACACCAGCGGAUCGACUGGGCGGCCCAAGGGCGUUGUGCACACGCAUGGUGGAUAUAUGGUGUGGACCGCAACCACCCACAAGUACACGUUCGACUACCACGACGAUGACGUGAGUGGUGUGCAGCUCAGAUCUGUCAUGUUGUGUGGCUGUUUGUGUGCGCGGCGGGAUGCCGACGGUUACUACUGGAUCACGGGGCGCAUCGAUGACGUCAUCAACGUGUCCGGCCACCGCCUGGGCACCGCGGAGCUGGAGAGCGCGCUGGCGCAACACGAGGCCGUGGUGGAGGCCGCCGUCGUCGGCUACCCGCACGAGAUCAAGGGCGAAGGCAUCUACUGCUAUGUGGUGCUGAACCCCGGGUUUGAGUUCGGCCCGCAGCUUGUGAAGGAGCUCAAGCAGCACGUGCGCCAACACAUUGGACCCUUUGCACAGCCAGACCUCAUCCAGUACGCACCCGGCCUCCCAAAGACCCGAUCCGGCAAGGUGAUGCGUCGUAUCCUGCGCAAGAUUGCCAGCAAGGAGGAGAGCUCACUCGGCGACACGUCUACGCUCGCCGACCCCUCCGUUGUCGACGCCAUCAUCGAGAACCGCGUCCACUAGUCACCAACACGGGGUGGAAUGCCACGAAGGAAGAGGGGCAAAGAGCUGCUGCAACAGCUGCUGUUGUUGGUGGUGUUGUGUGGUACAUGCGACUGCCUGCGUUUCCUUCGUUGUGCUUGUCGUUGUGUGCUGUUGUCUUCUUGUGCACCUUUUUUCCCGUGCUGUCGCGUUGUUGCUUUCUUACAUGCUUGAGUUGCGUGCUGUAGCUGGUAGACCAUCAUCGUGCGUGGGUGUGGUUUGUGGUUGCAUCGUGAGCGACGUGGUGCAUGGUGCAUUCAUUGUGCGUGACGUCGCGACUGUCGACUGAGACGUUGUUUCUGUUGCUGCGGUUUAGAAUGAACGGAACCACGACCCGAA
Messenger RNA from Salpingoeca rosetta, 1922 nucleotides. RefSeq names its product acetyl-coenzyme A synthetase. The coding region runs from base 117 to 1565 and encodes 482 amino acids. Gene Ontology annotation, biological process: acetyl-CoA biosynthetic process. Gene Ontology annotation, molecular function: acetyl-CoA synthetase activity. The record is from RefSeq and is a predicted model, not a curated record. Lineage: Eukaryota; Choanoflagellata; Craspedida; Salpingoecidae. The transcript is spliced from 14 exons.